Molecule: messenger RNA, 2608 nt
Organism: Vitrella brassicaformis
Lineage: Eukaryota; Vitrellaceae
Source: the annotation of a GenBank genome assembly
GAAGCAGGGGAGCAUGCCUAUCCAUUUCUCUGUCGUCGUAUCGGUGCUCUCCUUCACCAUCUUCUCAUCCGUGCAAAGAUCUGCCUCAACGACAAUGCUUCGAAGAACGGCAUGCAGCGCCGCCCUUUCUGCAGCCGGCACUCAUGUGCAUCAAUGCGCCUUCGCUGCUGCCAACGCUCCCCUGCUGCUCAGCCGCUCACGCCGCCCCACGACCAUCCUACUGCCGCGAAGAUGGCAACGGAGGCACUUAUCUAUGCAGCAGCCACAGCAGCAGGACCAGGUGGCACCGAGCGCAUUGGUCGAGCAGGCGGCCCGCUUCCAAUCAUCAUUCUGCGAAGAGGCUGCCCUCGGCGGUGCGCGGCCCACCCCUUUGCUCGUUUUGACCAAGAGCAGCUUCCCAAAGUGGCUGCAAGAGCAGUCUGCAGAGCGGCGUGGCUGGCUCAAAAGCUAUGACAUGGAGAAAUUCAAGGCUGGGAAGCUGCUGGCCCUGCCGGCCGAGAGGGGAGAGGGAGAGGAGGGUGGCGUGCCGUUCAUGUACGUCUUCACGGUGGCUGAUCGAAAGAGUCCGUACGCCUACUCGUCGCUCCCGGGCUCCUUGCCGCCCGCCACCUACGCCCUCCGCUUCCAUGGUGAGGAGGUGGGCCCGGACGAUCUGUCGACCGCGGUGCUCUCGUGGUCGCUCGGGGCUUACAAGUACGAGAGAUACAAGAAGAAGAAGACAAAGCAGCAGCAGCAGCAGGGGGUGGACAAGCGGCCGGUUUUGUCGCUGCCUGUGGGGUUUUCGGUCAAGGGUGAGGGCGUCGGUGGGCUGGUGGAGGCGAUAUACAUGGUGCGGGACCUGAUCACGACGCCUGCCGAAGACGUGGGACCCGCACAGCUGCAGGUAGGUAAACAGAUAUGCGAACAGAUUGAUGGAUGCAUCGACGUGUGUGUUGGUGGAUGUGUCUAUGUGUGUGUGUGUGUGCAGGAGUGUGUGGAGGCCCUGGCGAGGGAGUGCGGUGCCUCGUCGGUCAGGGCGAUCGUGGGCGAUGACCUGCUUAAGGAAAACUACCCACAGAUACACGCUGUGGGGCGUGCAGCGGACCCAGAAAGGUAGACACGCACCACACAUGGAAUGGGCGUCCACAGAUCAUCAUUCAUCAGUAUGUGUGUGUCAGGUCUCCCCGUCUACUGGAGCUGUGCUGGACGAGCCCAUCUGCCAACUCGUCCAGCCCACUGGUUGCUCUGGUUGGCAAAGGGGUGUGCUUCGACACGGGCGGGCUCGACCUGAAGCCUGCAGCAGGUAGGCACAGGCACCUGUGCGUGCGGCGUGCUGUGGCGCACACACACGUGUGGACGACGGAUGGCUGUGUUUGUGUGUGGAUAUCUGUAGGUAUGCUGACAAUGAAGAAAGACAUGGGGGGUGCGGCGAUAGUGCUGGGGAUGGCCAAGGCCAUCAUGAGCGACCCAAACCCAAUGCCCAUACGCCUGCGGGUCCUCAUCGCAGGUAAGACAGCCAGCCAACGGACGGGCAGGCACAGCUGAGGAUGGUGCGAUUUCAUGUGUGUCAUGUCAUGUAGCUGUGGAGAACAGCGUGAGCGGCAACAGCUACCGUCCCGGCGAUGUCAUCACCGCCAGGAACGGACUUACAACGGAGGUAUUGAACACCGACGCCGAAGGCCGCCUCAUCCUUGCCGAUGCACUGGUCGACGCAGGUACGGUACCAUCCAUCCAUGCACACAGGGGACGGGCAUCACGCACAAAUCCCAAUCGCCCACACAUCACCCUCUGUCUGUCUGUGUGUCUGUCUGUCUGCCUGUCUUUGUGCUUUUAUGUAGACAGCGAGUCUGACCCGCCAGCAUUGAUCAUCGACUGUGCCACCCUCACCGGGGCAGCACGAGUGGCGCUGGGCGGUGAGGUGCCUUGCGUCUUCUGCAACGAUCCACAAAUCGCCAGGACGCUGCAGCAGGUCGGCAACCUCCCCAUUCCCGCCCCCCAUCCACACAUGUACUCAUGAAGGGUGUUAUGUGCAGGUGAGCAGCCGCGUGCGUGACCAGGUGUGGUGGCUGCCAUUGUGGAAAGGCUACGCGCCCCAGAUCAAGAGCGACAUCGCCGACCUGAAAAACAUUGCUGAUGGACCCAUGGGCGGGUGCGGCCGUGGGGGGCAGGCAGUUCAGGCGUGAACGGGUUCUCUCUCUCUCUCUCUCUCUGUUUGUGUGUGUGUGCGAACCUUCCUGCCUGCGUGCCUGCCUGUCUUCAGAGCCAUCAUAGCGGCUUUGUACCUCCAGAACUACCUCAGGAAGCCCACCAAACCGACAGAAGAAGUGGACAAUACCGGCGAAGACGAUGAGGCGAAUGGAGAAGAGGGAGAGGAGCUGGUCGACGGCCACCCGCCGCGGGAGCAGACCCCCUGGAUACACAUGGACGUCAACGCCUACAACAACAACGGCAAGCCGGGGAGGCCCAAGGGGGGGGAGGCGCAGGGCAUGAGGGCUCUUCUGGCCUUCCUCAAGGAGCACUUUGGGGAUGCGAAAUGAAUGAGGGAGCGAAGUUUCGGGUGCGUUGAUUGAUUCUGUGGAUUCUGUGACGGUGGUUGACAAUGGAUGGAUGGAUGGAUGGAUGGCACCUG